GGGGCAGAGUCAAGUUGGAUCUAAGCUGGUGUAGCCGAAGAAGAUGGCGGAGAGACCGGAGGAUCUCAAUUUACCCACCGCCGUUAUCACGCGGAUCAUUAAAGAAGCCCUUCCAGAUGGUGUGAACGUGUCCAAGGAGGCUCGCAGUUCCAUCUCGCGGGCAGCCAGCGUCUUUGUGUUGUAUGCCACGUCCUGCGCCAAUAAUUUUGCAAUGAAGGGGAAGAGGAAGACGCUGAAUGUCACAGACGUGCUGUCCGCCAUGGAGGAGAUGGAGUUCCAGCGCUUCCUUGAUCCGUUAAAAGAGGCGCUAGAAGCAUACAGACGGGAACAGAAAGGAAAGAAAGAAGCCACAGGCUCGAAAAAGAAAGAUGGUAAAGACAAGAAGGCGGACGGAGACGACCCAGAGAGAAGCCGGGAAGAGGAGGCUGAGGAGGAGAAGAUGGAGGAGGAUGAGGUUGAGGUUGUAGAAGAGGAGGAGGUGGAGAACUGAGAUGGACGGCGCCUACAUGCAGCAGGACUUUGGGGCCCUUUGCGGUGACUGUGUUGGUGCUGGCACUGUGUCCGGUGAAGCCCCUCACCCGUCAGACCCAUUGCUCUUGUGGUUUCCUCUGUGGUCUGGUUGAAGUCACAAGUGAGAGGAGGGUGAGAGUAGUAGUGCGAGAUGCCGGUGCACACGGCUGAGGCCUGUACAGGAGAUUGUGUAUGUAAUAAACAUGGAGUAGAUGUCUGUUUUCUA
Molecule: messenger RNA, 736 nt
Organism: Bufo bufo (common toad)
Lineage: Eukaryota; Metazoa; Chordata; Amphibia; Anura; Bufonidae
Gene: POLE3
Product: DNA polymerase epsilon 3, accessory subunit
Exons: 6
Coding region: 44-490 (148 amino acids)
Biological process (GO): leading strand elongation; DNA damage response; heterochromatin formation
Cellular component (GO): epsilon DNA polymerase complex; CHRAC
Molecular function (GO): protein heterodimerization activity; chromatin DNA binding
Source: RefSeq, a predicted model, not a curated record